Molecule: messenger RNA, 9445 nt
Organism: Epinephelus lanceolatus (giant grouper)
Lineage: Eukaryota; Metazoa; Chordata; Actinopteri; Perciformes; Serranidae
Product: kinesin-like protein KIF21A
Biological process (GO): mitotic spindle organization; microtubule-based movement; spindle elongation
Cellular component (GO): microtubule associated complex
Molecular function (GO): microtubule binding; ATP binding; microtubule motor activity
Source: RefSeq, a predicted model, not a curated record
AGGAGGAGGAGUCUGGUUACGUCUCCAAAGGAUCACACGCCGAGUGGAUCCAGCUCGUCCGCACACUCAGCCACUCUCUGCCCGGGAAGCAGCGCAGAGACGAUGCCUGUGGAGAGGUGACCACCGCCCGAUACCUGAAGCUCAUCUCCUCAGCUAUGGAGAACAAAUAAAUAAGACCACAAUCUGAUCUUAAAACAUGGCGAGGAGGCGGCGGUGAGAGCGGCGGUGGAAGCUCAGGAUAGAAGCGCCUCUCUGGAGGAGGGAGAGGAGCCCACGGCGCUCUCUUGUCUCUUAAGAGGAUCAAGGAAAAAGGGAAAUCGAGCUAUUUAUAAGCGGCGGACUGUUUGGACUAUCCACCGGUGACAGCAACAUGAGCGGCGGGCCGGAUGAGAGCUCGGUGCGCGUCGCCCUGAGGAUCCGUCCUCAGCUGGCCAAGGAGAAGAUCGAGGGCUGCCACAUCUGUACGUAUGUGAUGCCAGGGGAGCCGCAGGUGGUCCUGGGUAAGGACAAGGCCUUCACCUACGACUAUGUCUUCGACAUGGAUACCCAGCAGGAAUCGAUCUACACCCACUGCACUGAGAGGCUCAUCGAAGGCUGCUUCGAAGGCUACAAUGCCACUAUCUUUGCAUACGGACAGACGGGUUCAGGAAAGACCUACACCAUGGGAACCGGCUUCGACGUCAACAUCGGCGAGGACGAGCUUGGUAUCAUUCCCCGAGCUGUCUACCACCUGUUCAGAGGGAUCGAGGAGCGCAGACAGGCUGCCACUGAGCAGGGCAGGCCUGUUCCUGAGUUCAAGAUCAACGCACAGUUCCUGGAGUUGUACAAUGAGGAGGUGUUGGACUUGUUUGACUCGACGCGAGACCUCGAGGCCAGGAAGCAGAGGUCCAACAUCAAAAUCCAUGAGGAUGCCAAUGGAGGAAUCUACACCGUGGGGGUCACCACGCGCACCGUCACCUCUGCGGCUGAGAUGAUUCAGUGUCUGAAGCUGGGCGCUCUGUCUCGUACCACCGCCAGCACUCAGAUGAACGUCCAGAGUUCGCGCUCCCAUGCCAUCUUCACCAUCCACCUGUGCCAAGUCCGAGUCUGCUCUCCUGAUAACAACGAUAAUGUAACAGACAACCGUCUAGCUAACGACUCAGAGAUUAACGAGUUUGAGACGCUGACAGCCAAGUUUCACUUUGUGGACCUGGCAGGUUCUGAGAGACUGAAGAGGACCGGAGCAACAGGAGACAGAGCUAAGGAGGGCAUCUCCAUCAACUGUGGGCUGCUUGCUUUGGGAAAUGUCAUCAGUGCUCUGGGAGACAGGAGUAAACGCUCCACUCACGUGCCUUACAGAGACUCCAAACUGACCCGGCUGUUACAGGACUCACUCGGUGGCAACAGUCAAACAGUGAUGAUCGCCUGUAUCAGCCCGUCGGACCGGGACUUCAUGGAGACCUUGAACACUCUGAAGUACGCCAACAGAGCCCGAAACAUUAAGAACAAGGUGAUGGUGAACCAGGACAGAGCCAGCCAACAGAUCAGCGCCCUUAGAACGGAGAUAGCGCGACUGCAGAUGGAGCUGAUGGAGUACAGGACGGGGAAGCGUAUGGUGGGUGAAGAUGGGAUGGAAGGCAUUAACGACUUGGUCCAUGAGAACUCGAUGCUGCAGACGGAGAACAAUAACCUGAGGGUGAGAGUGAAGGCCAUGCAGGAGACCAUCGACGCCCAGAGAGCUAGACUCACACAGAUCCUGAGUGACCAGGCCAACCAGAUUGUGGCGAAAGCAGGUGGACAAAAAAGUCGUGACGGCAAUGAAGAGAUCGGGAACAUGAUUCAGAACUACAUCAAAGAAAUCGAGGAGCUCAGAGCUAAACUUCUUGAAAGCGAGGCUGUAAACGAGAAUCUCAGGAAGACCUUGUCUCGGGCCUCCACUCGCUCUUCGCUGUACGGCGGCCCCGGCGGCUCUUUCUCCCCGGCUUUACUCGCCCCUGAGAAAGAAGCCAAUGAAGUCAUUGAGAUGGCCAAGAAAAGCCUGGAGAAACUCAAGAAGAAGGAGAGGAAGAAGAAGAAGAGACUAAGGCGAUACGAGGAGAGUCACCACCGAGAGGUUGAACACACCAGUGUUGUCAAAGAGGACGUGCCAGACAACGACCACGAGCGAGGCAACGAGGAAGCAGAGGAGGCCAGCGACCACGAAGAAGGCGAGGAUGCAGAUGGAGAGGAGGAGGACUUUGACAUUGCGGGAGAUGAGACGUCUGAUGAAUCUGACUCUGAUGAACUGGAGGAGAAAGAAAACGUCCAGGCCGACCUGGCCAACAUCACCUGCGAGAUCGCCAUCAAGCAGAAGCUGAUCGAUGAGCUGGAGAACAGCCAGCGGCGUCUGCACACACUCAAACAGCAGUACGAGCAGAAGCUGAUGAUGCUGCAGAACAAGAUCAGAGACACGCAGCUGGAGAGGGACAAGGUGCUGCAUAAUAUGGGUUCAGUGGAGUCGGGUACGGAGGAGAAGGCCAAGAAGAUCAAAACAGAGUACGAGAGGAAGCUGAGCUCCAUGAACAAAGAGCUGCAGAAGCUCCAGUCAGCUCAGAAAGAGCACGCCCGCCUACUGAAGAACCAGUCGCAGUACGAGAAGCAGCUCAAGAAACUCCAGCAGGAUGUGACCGAGAUGAAGAAGACCAAGGUGUCACUGAUGCGUCAGAUGAAGGAGCAGCAGGAGCGGAGCAGAGCAACGGAGUGCAAGAGGAACAGGGAGAUUGCCUCUCUGAAGAAAGACCAGCGCAGAGCCGAGCACCAACUGAGGCAGAUGGAGGCUCAGAAAAGACAGCAGGAGCUGAUUCUCCGCAGGAAGAAUGAAGAGGUGACGGCUCUCAGGCGGCAGGUGAGGCCCACGUCUGGGAAGGUGAGCAGGAAGGUGAGCUUACCCGACCCUCUGCAGGAGCCUCAUAGAGCCACCCCAGGAAGGAUGCAGACAUCUGGAGCGUCCCCAGCCAGUGGAGCCAGGAGUUCUCCGAUGCGGAUGGGAAGUAUCUACCUCACCAGGACAGCCAGGGCCAAAUGGCAGUCACUGGAGAGACGUGUCACUGACAUCAUCAUGCAGAGGAUGACCAUUUCUAACAUGGAGACGGACAUGAACAGGCUGUUGAAGCAAAGGGAGGAGCUGACCAAGCGCAGAGAGCGAGUGUCCAGAAAGAAAGAGAAGAUGGCGGUGGAAGGUGCAGACGCCGACCGCUCCCUGGCCUCCCUGAACGAGGAGCUGGAGUCUCUGGGCGCCAACAUUGACUAUAUCAACGACAGCAUCGCCGACUGCCAGGCCAACAUCAUGCAGAUGGAGGAGGCCAAGGAGGAAGGAGACACUGUGGAUGUCACCGCAGUGGUCAGCUCCUGUAAUUUAUCAGAGGCCCGCUUCCUUCUGGAUCAUUUCAUGACUAUGGCCAUCAAUAAGGGUCUGCAGGCGGCUCAGAAGGACUCUCAGCUGAAGGUGAUGGAGGGCAGGUUGAAGCAGACUGAGAUCAACAGCGCCACCCAGAACCAGCUGCUGUUCCACAUGCUGAAGGAGAAAGCGGAGAUCAACCCGGAGCUGGAUGCUCUGCUGGGCAGUGCUUUGCAAGAGUUAGGUUACCUGUCACCAGAGAAUGGAGAUGACAGCAGUAGUGAUGAGUUCACCCCCAGUCCAGCCACAGAGGGCAGCAUCCUGGCAUCAGAUCUAAUGAAGUUAUGUGGGGAAUCCAGACCUAGAAGCAAGGCUCGCAGGCGGACCACCACCCAGAUGGAGCUGCUGUAUGCCGGCAGUGGGGAUCCGUUCUGUGAAUCCCCCACCGGAGACUUCCCGGCCCCUCUACUGCCCCUCUCGGAGCGCCUGGAAGGGCCGGCGGACAUGCAGGGUCACGUGUUUGGUCAAACCCCUGACCGCGAGCAAACUGUUUCCCCAUCUGCACUGUCUGCCAGGCCAGCUGGCAUCUCUGGAUCCAGGUCACCCACAGGGACUGAGAGGAGGCCACUGGAGCGCUCGCCCCUCAACCGAAGAAAGGUGCAAGAAAGAGGAGCCACGGCGAUACACAUCCCAGCAGCAGCCACUCACACACCUCCACCUAGUGCAGCAGAGGCUAAAACUAAAGGCAGUGACCACAAAUUACUGUUGGAGGAGUCGCCUGUGUUUGAAGGUCAUAGAGGCGUGAUCAACCCUGUGACGGCCCCAAAGAACAGCCGUGGGGCCAAACUCCAGUGUGUCUACGUAGCGGAGGGCCACACUAAACCUGUUCUCUGCGUAGAUGCCACAGAUGAUCUGCUCUUCACAGGAUCCAAAGACCGUACAUGUAAAGUCUGGAACUUGGUGACGGGUCAGGAGAUCAUGUCUCUGGCAGAUCAUCCCAGCAGCGUCAUCUCAGUCAGGUACACGUCGAGUCUUGUCUUCACUGUCUCCACCGCUUACAUCAAAGUGUGGGACAUACGAGACUCUGCCAAGUGUAUCCGCACACUCACGUCAUCAGGCCAAGUGGGUUCAGGGGACAUCUGUUCAUCUGUCAGGAGUUUAUCCAUCCCGCCAGGAGAGAGUCAGAUCAACCAGAUCGCUCUCAACCCUUCUGGCUCCUUCCUUUAUGCUGCUGCUGGCAACGCUGUGCGCAUGUGGGACCUCCGCAAAUUUGUGUCCACAGGGAAGCUGACCGGCCAUUUGGGACCUGUCAUGUGUCUGACUGUUGACAAAUUAGGAAAUGGACAGGAUCUUGUCCUCACUGGCUCCAAAGACCAUCAUAUAAAAAUGUUUGAGGUGGCAGAAGGUGCCCAGGGGAGCAUCACCUCUGGCCAUACGUUUGAACCCGCUCAUCAGGAUGGCGUGGAGUCUCUGACCGUGCACGGAGAUGUUCUCUUCAGCGGCUCCAGAGACUACUACAUCAAGAAGUGGGACUUAGCCAGUAAACAACUGCUACAGCAAUCCGUCAGUGCCCAGGCAGACUGGGUUAGCGCUCUGGGCAUGGUGCCAGGCUCCCAAGUGCUGCUCAGCGGAUGCAGAGGAGGGCUGCUGCGCCUCUGGCACGCCGACUCUCUGGCGCCCCUCGGCGAGGUCCGGGGACACGACAGUCCGAUCAACGGCCUGGCCACCAACAGCAGCCAACUGUUCACUGCCUCAGAUGACCGCACAGUGAAGAUUUGGGAAGCCAAAGGAUCUCUGGAGGAAGGAGUCCACUGACACCUUACCUGAAAUCGAGGAUCGUCUUCUGGCCUUUACCCAAUCAAAAUGAAUCGUUUGUGAAGCUACUACAUCACCCGUGACUUAAUCAAGCGUGAGAUGGGCUGAAAAAGAAUCUUUAAACAACACUGGCGCUCCCCAGGGAUCAGUUUCAGGGAAGUCUAAUUAGAUGCGACAGCUCUCAGUCUUUCAAGAUGAGUGUAUUUACUGAUAAUUUAGGUCAAAGCGAGUCACAGCGGAGCCUCUCCAGUCUGCUGCAGAGCUCCAAGGACGACAGAACAGCUGCAGUGGACAGCAUCUUUCAUGACUGCAACAGAAAACAACAAAAUUAAAAUAAAUCAUGGACUUCUGUGUCUCUCCUGUGCUUUCAACAUUCCUCCCCGCUUUUCAGCACUAGACAACAUGGAUACCUUAUAUGCUUUUCAUGAAUUUUGCUGGAGCUGAUGAGAAAAACAGGUUCAGGGGAGAUGAUUUGCCCAAAGUGGCCCAAGACAAGACAUCUCCUGCUCACCAGCAAUAACUGUGAGUCUAUCCUGUGUGUUCAUGACUUGUGAUGUGUUGUGUCAUUGCUCUCCAGGUCAUUUUGUGUGUGUGUGUGUGUGUUCUCUGUAAGCAAGGACCAAAUAACUACUGAAACUGCAUAUGGUCUUAUCCUUCAGCUGUUACUGCCAAACCCUCAGUGGAACAUAAGAAGCCUCUAAAUAAAACAUACCGCGCUCCUUUGACAGGGUCCUUACACAUUUUCCGCUUUAAAGUUCUGUACUUGUCCCGCUGUUAUAGUCAGUGUUCAUUAAACCAACCACUGACUGAUAUUAUGUCUCCAAAAAAAUGUGCAUAUCAUGGCUGAACAACAGUAUUCCUAUAUUCUGCCUUACAUAAGCAGCGAGCAGUAACGACAAAAACAGUGAGGCUGGAGACAAUUAGCUUGAAGUUAAAUGCUACUUAGUCAAGCAGAGGAACAAAUAAAAAAGGACAAGCAAACUGAAUGUUUCCUUUAACUUUCUCGUCUAUUUGCACUAAUGAACUUGACUAAUUAAUCAAGAUAGGCUCUGAUUUAAUACAGUUAAAUAUAUGAUUUAGAGUUGCCACCAUUAACUGAUUAAUUGAGAAGAUGUAAACUUUUAAACUAAUUACCAAAGAUUUUUUAAAGACAAAAAAUCAAAAGUCAAAAUUUUCUUAUUCUAGCUUCUUAAAUGUGAAUAUUUUCUGGUUUCUCUACUCCUCCAUGACGGUAAACUGAAUAUCUUUGGAUAGUGGACAAACAAGACAUUUCAGGACCUUUGCUUUGGGAAACACUGAUUUUUCACCAUUUUCUGACAUUUUAUAGCCCAAACAACUAAACGUUUUAUCAAGAAAAUAACUGACAGAUUAAUAAACAAUGAAAAUAAUUGUGAAUUGCAGCCCUAAUAUGAAUUAAUAAUACGAUUUCAUGUAAAUAUAGAGUGCCCCAGGGAGGACGUUUUACUGUAGGCUGAAGCAAAGGUCAGCAUCAUACUGGUUUCCUUGUCGAAAAGCCUAUGGGAUGAUGGAUUAUUGCCGAAAAUAGCCUAUGAUACAUAUUUUGUUGCGUGAGAUAAUCUUCACAAAUGAACACCUGUUUCAUGAUUAUUGAAGCCUAAAUGCAAUCGUCAGAAGUAAAAAGCUAACUUUAGGCUAUAAAGGAACUACACUACAGUUGCAUGACUUAACGUUACAACCAUAACAACACUGUAAAGCAGUGUUCUGCGCAGCUUGGCAUGAUGACAUCCUGUAGUCUAAUUUAGCCACUUGUUAGCUUGUGUUAUCUACAGACCUUAUGUCAGCCAUCUAAACAAACAUGAGGGAACCGGGAGUGCUAAAAUGCUAACUCAUUUCUGGGUUUUAGGACUCAUUCCUGGGGCACUCUAUUCCUAGCUUAACUGUUACUUUAAGCUAGGCUAGCUAGUCAUCUUUUAGCAGGACUAGCUUAAGUGGUGUUUUUGUCAGAUUUAGCUACUGACUUAUUUACAAACUCAAUUGCUAAGAUUUUUAAUAUUUCUUUUACUGAUUUUAACCGUAGGGAACACAGAAAAAAUGGGUAAAUUUCCUUUUACUAGCUAGCCUUAACUAGCUAAUAUGGCGUCAGUUUGAUUUUAACAUGUUUUUUCAAAUUUGAUAUGUAUUUUCUUUUUCAAAAUUUAAUGGCAUAAUGAUUUUAAAGCUGAUAAAACAGAUGUUAAAAGGCAAAUUGUGGUCUUUACCCAUCCCAAUUUUGACCUGCGUUUUGGCCUUUUUAGGCUAGCACAGUUAGUCCCAGCUUCCUCAGUUACAAACAGAUCAUUUAAUUUAGCUUUCUCGCCCAUUUGCACUGGUGAACUACUCUAAUUAAUUAAUUUAUGAUUUAAUACAUUUGAAUAUAAUUUUUAAAGUUAGCUUAAUUACAUCAUAUUAUGUGAAUUCCUCUAUUUUCAAUGCCAGAGACAGCGUAAUCUAGCUAGCUAGGCUAGUUAGCUAUUAGCAGGACUAGCUUAACUGGUGUUUCAGAGUUAGCCACUGCUGUUAAUAGUAACAACUAAUGUUAAACUUAUGGUAAAAAGUCAAUUGCUAAGAUUUUAGAUAUUAAAAACAGGUUUUAACUGCAGAAAACACAGAGGAAAAAGUGGCUAAAUUAGCUUUCGCCAGCUAGCCUUUACUAGCUAGUGUUUAGCCAGUUGUUUUUUACCUUCUUUUUUUCAGAUUUGAUAUGUUGUUUUUUGUAAGUUCUGUGGCAUACUGAUAUUUUAGCAGGUAAAGCAGAUGUCAGAAAGUGAAACUGUAUUCUUAACUCAAUUUUGACCCAUGUAGUGUGCUGCAUUUGGCUUUAUAGGGCAGCACAGUUACCCUACAGUUAAACUUGCUUUUAUCUCUAAAUCUCAAAACCCCAGAGUAGCUGCUACAUCCAGAUUGAAAUAAUACAGGUGUCUCGGUGUUUCCCAACCCACAACAGGUUCAAUAUUUCAGUCAGUGAUAUGUUAAUAAAUAACAGCUGGGUUUCUGGUUCCAGUAUUCUCUGGUUGACACACAGAAAGUUUCCUUUAAGCAUUCAUAGCCUCAGGUGGCGUUUUACUUUCCUCUGCUGAAUGGUUUCACUUCCCUGUCAGCACGCUCCCCUCUGGCAAGGAAACAUUUUCUCAAUUUCAGGAUUUUGAUUCUUCAGAUGAAAAGGUUACCCACUGAGUAUUUACUUUCUCUAACCUUUAACUCUGUAUGCAGAGGCACAGCUCUGGCAGCAAGUGCUUUUAGAAAACCGUUUUUUUUUUAAUGUUAGUCUUAAAGCAGUUUGAUGAAAAGAUACUUUAAUGAGAGGCUGUUUCGAGUCUGAUGGAAUCAAGCACCUUGCAAUUCUGAAGUCACAGGAUAUGACAUGUAUUUCAUGAAAGCGUUUAUUCCUGAAAGACGUGUGUGUACAUGUGUGUUUUUCAAUCUGACCGAAACGAUGAGUUCUCAUUCCUGUACAGUACUGUUCACCCCUGCUGUCUUAGUGUCUGUAAACUGCACGUGUGCUGCAGGUAACCAUAUCAAACAUGAUUCAAUCUUUAAAUGUGAGUCUGAACUGAUACUAUUUAUUUAUUAUUUCAUUGAUUUAUUUUUUUGACUUUGCUGUUGUGUCCUCCAUAUCACAGAGAUUUGAACUUAUUUUCAUUUAAUGCCUCUGAUAUCUCAGCGUCAUAUACGAUGGACUGAGUUGAAUAAAUGGGAUGGUUUCCACAUAAUCAGAGGUGGAUUAUCAGUGCCUGCAAUCAAUCCUAAACAGACAGUAACUGUAGAAUCACUACAUGAUAAAUGCUGAGUAUCCCAGUAUGUCAGGAGUGUCCUUUAAAUUAAUGGGAAAACACUUAUAUUUAAGGACAGUAAGGAUAUUGGAGGUAUGUUAGCAAUGAUAAAGUCAAUGGGACUAAAAUAAUUGCACUGAUUUUUUUUUUUUUUCCCAACUUUGAAUCUGUUUUCCAAUUGUCUUGUAACAUAGGUUAAUACCUGGGACGGAAAUAGAUGAGUUAGAGAAACUGGUUUUCAGUCCCAUUGACUUGCACUUAAAUUGUGAAAAAAAAAAGAUCCCAAAAAAAGCAACAAUAUGAGCUGUACGUAUUCCUAAUUCAUAAUGAAUUUGAUAUUAGAAAGGCUGCUUAAAAUCUGAAUUGUCCUUCCAAUUGUAAUCUGUAAAUCUGCUCGUGUAAAUACGACUGUUGUUUUCUUCCUGCUGAUUCUCUCGUGCACAAUUUCAACUGAUUGAAAUGUCAGGUGCAGUGUGAAAUAAAUUUUAAAAUAUAAAAAAAAAAA